UGACGUUUUAGUAGUAUCAUUUUCAAAUUGUCAGUAUACUUGAAUAAAAAGCGACGCUCUACUUCACAUAAGUCUUUGAUACUAUGUCCCUAGUGGUCAGCAAAUUAUCCGAUGUUAUUUUUAAGCCUUACUUAAACUAUUAUUACAACAAACCAUCGAUUGUAAUGUGCAAUACGUUGAAACAAGAUUCAAAAUCAAAAAAUUUUAACGAAGAUCUUGUUCCAAAAAACUUGGAGGACGACGAAGGCGUAAUUGAUUCUAACGUUAAAAUUUCAGUACCAGAAACCAUUUCUAUAGAAUUGUUGAGGACAGAGUUCGAUCAACUUCGACACCGAGUGGCCAGAAUAUCUAAACCAGCAAAGAAUUGCAUGCAGAGUGGUACAAAUAAUACGCACGUUUGGCAACUUCGUUUCGAUACAAAAGAAAGAUGGGAAAACCCUUGUAUAGGAUAUUGUUCAUCGGGAGAUCCCAUUUCAAACGUAGUAUUAAAAUUUUCAACAAAAGAGGAAGCUAUCAAGUUUUGCGAAAAAAAUAAAUGGAAUUUCUUCAGUCAAGACAGCUCGCCCAAAAAAUUUAUAAAAAAAUCUUAUGCUGAUAAUUUUGUUUAUAAUAAACGACACAGAGUUAGCACAAAAUAAUCAAA
Molecule: messenger RNA, 643 nt
Organism: Diorhabda carinulata
Lineage: Eukaryota; Metazoa; Arthropoda; Insecta; Coleoptera; Chrysomelidae
Product: NADH dehydrogenase [ubiquinone] iron-sulfur protein 4, mitochondrial-like
Exons: 2
Coding region: 84-638 (184 amino acids)
Biological process (GO): electron transport chain
Source: RefSeq, a predicted model, not a curated record